Molecule: messenger RNA, 564 nt
Organism: Zymoseptoria tritici IPO323
Lineage: Eukaryota; Fungi; Ascomycota; Dothideomycetes; Mycosphaerellales; Mycosphaerellaceae
Gene: PTPL-1
Product: tyrosine protein phosphatase 1
Exons: 1
Coding region: 1-564 (187 amino acids)
Biological process (GO): protein dephosphorylation
Molecular function (GO): protein tyrosine phosphatase activity
Source: RefSeq, a predicted model, not a curated record
AUGGCCUCAGGCACAUCCACCCCCAGCGGCCGCCAGGUCUCCGUCCUUUUCGUCUGCCUCGGAAACAUCUGCCGAUCUCCCAUGGCAGAAGGCGUGUUCCGGCAUCUCACCAACUUCGAAACCUCCGAUCCACACCCUCUCAUCGCCGCCAUCGACUCCUGUGGCACGGGAGCCUACCAUGCCGGCGAUCGACCCGACUCUCGCACACUUUCCGUACUGAAGGAUAACGGGCUCUCGAGCUACAAACAUGCCGCGCGAAAAGUGCGGGUGCCGGAGGACUUUGAGAAGUUUGAUUACCUGAUCGCGAUGGACGAGGAUAAUUACAUGGAUCUGAGGGAUUUGGUGAAGAGGACGAAGAAGAACAAGGGGACGCUGGGAGAUGAGCAUUUGGACAAGGUGAGGUUGUAUGGAGAGUUCGGCGGCAAGGACAAAAAGGAGGAGAUUGGCGAUCCUUAUUAUGGUGGGAGAGAGGGCUUCACGAUCGCGUACGAGCAGGUGGUGAGGUGUGGGAAGGGGCUGUUGAAGGAGAUUGAGGAGAAGGCGAAGGCGGAGGCGGAGGAGUGA